UUUGAGGGCCCAUAAUGCACCGCGCGCGCGUUCCCGAAGUCGGGGCAGUGAUUAUGAAGUGCUGCGCGAUGGCUGCGCGAGCUGAGCCGCGGCUCCGUUACUAUGCGCCUCAGUAGGACGGAGAGAGGAGCCCGACCGGACCCGCCUCAGGAUGAGCACCGGAUUCAGCUCGAGCGCCUGCUGCCGGUUCGCGGAUUACUUCGUCAUCUGCGGGCUGGACACGGACAGCGGGCUCGAGCCGGACGAGCUCUCCGCUUUAUGCCAGUAUAUACAGGCUACUAAAUUCAGAGAUGGUGCCGGAGGAAAUUUGGCGAGUGCACGUGAAGGUGAGAAUUUUGAGCAGAGUCCACUGCGGAGAACCUUUAAAUCCAAAGUUCUAGCGCACUAUCCUGAGAAUGUGGAGUGGAACCCGUUUGACCAGGAUGCGGUGGGCAUGCUCUGCAUGCCCAAGGGCCUGUCCUUCCGCACUCAGGCGGACUCACGCGAGCCCCAGUUCCACUCCUUCAUCAUCACGCGAGAGGACGGCUCCCGCACCUACGGCUUCGCCCUCACCUUUUUCGAGGAGGUGACCAGCAAACAGAUCUGCAGCGCCAUGCAGACACUGUACCACAUGCACAACGCUGAGCAGUACGACAUCCUGCACACGCCGGGAACCGAGGAGCCGCGGACUUCGCACGGCGCCCCUUUGCAUGGCGCCCAGCUGCACGCCGGCCCCCUGCACAGCGCCCAGCUCCACGCCGCUCCCUCCAUCUCCCGUCUGCAGCGCUUUAACUCCUACGACAUCAGCCGCGACACGCUCUACGUGUCCAAGUGCAUCUGCCUGAUCACACCCAUGGCCUUCGCCCAGGCCUGCAGGAAGGUCCUGGAGCAGCUGCACCGUGCCGUCACCUCGCCGCAGCCGCCACCACUGCCGCUGGAGAGCUACGUCUACAACUUCCUGUACGAGGUGCCGCUGCCGCCCUCCGGCCGCUCGCUGAAGUUCUCCGGUGUGUACGGACCCGUGGUGUGUCAGAGGCCCAGCACCUCCGAACUGCCGCUCUUCGACUUCCACAUGCGGGAGAUGUUCGAGCUGCUGGGCGUGGAGAACGUGUUGCAGCUCUUCACCUGUGCCCUGCUGGAGAUCCAGAUCCUGCUCUACUCCCAACAUUACCAGCGGCUGAUGACCGUGGCUGAGAGCAUCACGGCCCUGAUGUUCCCGUUUCAGUGGCAGCAUGUGUACGUGCCCAUCCUGCCCGCCUCGCUGCUGCACUUCCUGGACGCGCCCGUGCCCUACCUCAUGGGCCUUCACUCCAACGGCCAGGACGACCGCACCAAGCUGGAGCUGCCUCAGGAGGCCAAUCUUUGCUUUGUGGACAUUGACAACCACUUCAUCGAGCUUCCAGAAGACCUGCCCCAGUUCCCCAACAAGCUGGAGUUCAUCCAGGAGAUUUCUGAGGUCCUGAUGGGGUUCGGGGUGUCUCCAGAAGGGAACGUGCACUGUACCGAGGGUCCCGCCAAACUGAAGACGUUCAGAUCAGCAGACAUGGCCUCCGACAAGCGAAACGGUAACCUGGCCGGCUCCCCCCUCAACUCCUACCUGCUGAAAGAGAACCAGACCAUCGCCCGCCUGCAGGCCCUGGUGAAGAGGACCGGAGUCAGCCUGGAGAAGCUGGAUGUGAAGGAGAAUGCGAGCAGUAAUAAGGAUCUGAAGGUGCAGUGUGAUGAGGAGGAGCUGAAGAUGCACCAGCUGAACAUCCAUGUGAGGGAGGUCUUCGCUAACCGCUUCACGCAGAUGUUCGCCGACUACGAGGUCUUCGUCAUCCAGCCCAGCCAGGACAAAGAGUCCUGGUUCAGCAAUCGUGACCAGAUGCAGAACUUUGACAAGGCCUCCUUCCUGUCUGACCAGCCCGAGCCUUACCUGCCCUUCCUCUCCCGCUUCCUGGAGACGCAGAUGUUCGCCUCCUUCAUCGACAGUAAGAUCCUGUACCACGAUGACGAGGACAAAGAGCACACGCUGCGAGUGUUCGACUCCCGCGUGGACAAGAUCCGGCUGCUGAACGUCCGGACGCCAACACUGCGCACCUCCAUGUACCAGAAGUGCACCAACAUAGAUGAAGCAGAGAAAGCCAUAGAGGUGCGGAUGUGUAAGAUCGACCACACGGCUCUCCAUCCGCACCUGCUGGACAUGAAGAUCGGCCAGGGCCGCUACGAACCGGGCUUCUUCCCCAGACUGCAGUCCGACGUGCUGUCCACCGGACCCACCAGUAACAAAUGGGCUAAGCGGAGUGCUCCUGCACAGUGGAGGAGGAGGGACAGACAAAAACAGCACGCUGAGCAUCUUUACCUGGACAACGAUCAGAGAGAGCAUCUGGAGUGUCUGUUUCCUGAGCUCCAGCUGCUUGUGGCUCUGGACUACUACUGGUUCUCUCAGUCCUUCAGGCCGUGUAUAAAGUCUGUGAAGGUGGACGCGAAGUACAUCCAGGAGGCCCGGAACCUCGGCACCACCAUCCGCCAGCCCAAGCUUUCCAACCUGUCUCCAUCAGUCAUCGCUCAGACCAACUGGAAGUUUGUGGAGGGUUUGCUGAAGGAGUGCAGGAAUAAGACUAAGCGCAUGCUGGUGGAGAAGAUGGGCAGGGAGGCGGUGGAGCUGGGCCACGGGGAGGUCAGCAUCACCGGCGUGGAGGAAAACACACUGAUUGCCAGCCUCUGUGACCUACUGGAGAGGAUCUGGAGCCACGGCCUUCAGGUCAAACAGGGAAAAUCAGCCUUGUGGUCGCAUCUGUUACAUUAUCAGGAGAGCAAGGAGAAGAGGGACGGCACACCGGCGAGCUUAGGCCCUCCUGGUAUCAUCCAUGACACAGAGAGGCGGAAGUCAGACGCCGGCUGUGCUAUGCCCCCUCUGAAAAUAUCCCUAAUCCAGGAUAUGAGGCACAUUCAGAACAUCAGUGAGAUUAAGACGGACGUGGGCAAGGCCAGAGCCUGGGUGCGCCUCUCCAUGGAGAAGAAACUGCUGUCCAGACAUCUCAAGCAGCUUCUGUCUGACCACGAGCUCACCAAGAAACUCUAUAAGCGCUAUGCUUUUCUCCGCUGUGAUGAUGAGAAGGAGCAGUUCCUCUAUCACCUGCUGUCUUUCAAUGCCGUCGACUACUUCUGUUUCACCAACGUCUUCACCACAAUCAUGAUUCCGUACCACGUAGUGAUCAUUCCCAGUAAGAAGCUUGGUGGCUCCAUGUUCACAGCUAACCCCUGGGUCUGUGUGGCGGGAGAGCUGGCUGAGACCGGAGUCCUCCAAGUGCCUAAAAACACUCUGGAGAUUACUUUUGAAUGCCAGAACCUGGGCAAACUGACCACAGUCCAGAUGGGCCAUGAUAACUCAGGACUAUAUGCAAAGUGGCUGGUGGAGUUUGUCAUUGUCCGGAAUGGGAUCACAGGGCACACUUACAAGUUCCCAUGCGGCCGCUGGCUGGGAAAGGGGGUAGAUGACGGCAGUUUAGAGCGUAUUUUGGUGGGAGAGCUGGUGACUGCCAGCACAGAGAACGAGGAGAGGAUGUGCCGGACUCCCCCCAUGCAGCAGUCCCCGGGCAUGAUGCGGAGAUUCGUCACUAUCUCACCAAACAGCAAACCAAAGCUGAACACAGGUCAGAUCCAGGAGGGAGUUGGGGAGGCAAUCAAUGGCAUUGUGAAGCACUUUCAUAAGCCUGAGAAAGAGAGGGGGAGUCUGACACUGCUGCUGUGUGGAGAGUACGGUCUGGUCUGGGCAUUGGAGCAGGUGUUCCAGCAUGGCUUCAAGUCACCACGUCUCUUCAAGAAUGUCUUCAUUUGGGAUUUUCUAGAAAAAGCACAGGUCUACUUUGAGAGUGCCGAGCAAAGUCAGGUGACCCAGGACGAGAACUAUCAGACGAGAGUUCGCCAUUUCUGUCGCUUCAUGCGUGCCAUCAGCAGCACAACCCGAAACAUAGGCAAGGAUGGAAAAUUCCAGAUGCUUGUGUGCCUGGGUGCCAGAGAUCACCUGCUGCACCACUGGAUCGCCCUGCUGGCUGACUGUCCAAUCACAGCACAGAUGUACGAGGACACGGCACUACUAAAGGACCAUUCUCUGGUGAACUCUUUGAUCAGAGUGUUACAGACUUUACAGGAAUUCAACAUCACUCUGGAGGCCUCUCUAGUCAAAGGCAUCGGAAUAUGAAAAACUCCCCCACUGUCUUGCAGAAGGACGCAGGUUCUAACCCGGGCAGAUCCGCGGGGACCAUGGACUUUCACUGCUUUUUUACAGACUUGGAGAGACUUGAACAAAAGGACUAAACCUGGCUUACAUUAAAGCUACUGUCAUGUUUGCCAUAUAUUAAGUGCAAUGAGCCUUUUCAAAACGUGUCAUUAUUUUUAUUCUUGACGAUGUUGCUGUUAGACAUUUAAGAUAUGUUUUGUAUUAUGAUCCAUACUUUUCACAAGAGGUUAAAAAACAAACUAAAAAAAAUACAAAAAAAGAAAACACCCACCUGUGCUAUACCGUUUUAUUGAAAGCUCAAUAUUUUCAUUGUUAUUGUGAACUGCUGACAAUGGCUAUAUUUAAAAAAAGGAGAAUGAGGAAGAAAAACUGGUAAUAUAUUUUCAAAGAAGAACAGUAUUAUUUUGAUAUGUUUGUCAAGUUGCUUGCUCUGUGGUCUAUCUAAUCCAUACUGUCACAAUGCAGAGUUUAAAGCAAAUGAUGUAGAAGUAUGCUUUAUAAGUAUAACUCAUGGAAACUUCAUGUUUUAAUUAAAAGAUAAUAAUGAUUAAAUAAAUGAAAAGACAAGAAAUGAGCUCUUGUUUUUAAAAUAUGGGCAGGGGACCUUUCCCCAAGAGUAGUAUGCAAAUCUUCAUUAGCACAUGCUAGAAUGAGGUUAGAAUACGAUCCAGUAGAAUGAAUGAUAGAUGAAAUGAUGCACAAAUGUAUUUUAUCAGACAGGAAUCACGUUCACAUUGCUUUUUAUAUCUUUAUUAAUAAUUAUAAACAAUGGCCAUUAUUGCCCACACAUUUUUAGAGACAGAUUUUUCUUUACACCCUUGUGAAUACCUCUAAACAUUGUAUUCCUCAUAGCUCAGAAGCGAUGCUACAUUCCUCACCGGUUUCAAUUCCUCAGGUCUGCACACUGGCCUUUGCUAUAACAGCCCAGGAACAUUACAUUAAAAAGCAGCGCUGAGUGUUUGUCUGCCUUCACGAAACCCCCAGUUCAGCCCAUCUGUUUCUGCUAUGCAAUACGUACAUGUCCAAAAACCCACCCAUUUAUUUAGAUGAUUUAGAUGAUAUACUGAUGAAAGCAGAAAGAGAUUUGCUCCAACUGUUCUAAAGUGUAGCAUUUAUCUUAGUUUGGAUGACAGGAGCUCAUUAGAGGCGGUCAUUCAUGUGCCAAUACCAUUCAGAUUUGUGGUAGCCUGCGCCACCACUCUAGACACAGUUGGCAUGAGCAUUGUUUGUUGAUGAUUUCUUGAUACAUUUAUAGACAGAACUAUGUAAUGUAGUGUUAAAUAAGUGAGCAACAGUGUACAGUGUAUAAAAUGUAUUAAAAGUGAUAAUUCCA
This is a messenger RNA of Astyanax mexicanus (Mexican tetra), 5537 nucleotides long. RefSeq names its product DENN/MADD domain containing 5A (gene dennd5a). The coding region runs from base 152 to 4165 and encodes 1337 amino acids. NCBI's taxonomy places the organism in Eukaryota, Metazoa, Chordata, Actinopteri, Characiformes, Acestrorhamphidae. Gene Ontology annotation, molecular function: guanyl-nucleotide exchange factor activity; small GTPase binding. The transcript is spliced from 24 exons. The record is from RefSeq and is a predicted model, not a curated record.